AUGCCACCUAAACCCAGUAAGCUGAUCGCGUUAACGUUGGAACAGAGAGUAGAGGUCAUUAAAAAAUCAGAGAAAGACAAAUUGAGUGUUAGAAAAAUUGCUGAACAUUUCGAGGUGGGUAGAACUCAUAUUGAUGGCAGUUUAAAGAGAAAAGCGGAGGUGUUGGCAGAUUAUGGUAACAACCAGCCCUCUGACAGAAAAAGGCAGAGAAAACUUGCAGGCAAUGAGGAUAUUAACAUGUUUUUUUGGAAAUGGUUCCAAGAUGCCACUGCUCGUAGAAUAAAUGUCAGCGGUCCACUGAUUAAGGAGAAGGCGUUAAAAUUUGCCGAAGAUUUUGGAAUAGCGACUUUCAAAGCGUCAAAUGGGUGGCUGGAUUCAUUCAGGCAUAGGCACAACAUCGUCGCAGGUACACUAAGUGGGGAGCGAGGUGACGUAAGUGACACUGCAGUUGAGGACUGGAAGUCAAAGUUGCCAGUGGUGUGUGACGGGUAUGCUCCUAAGGACAUUUUCAAUAUGGACGAGACCGGUCUGUUUUAUAGGGAUACAACAAAGUUAACCCUUAAAGUGAAAGGUGAUGAAUGUGCUGGCGGUAAGCGCUCUAAGGAGAGACUGACCGUGGCACUAUGUGCAAGUAUGACCGGAGAAAAAUGUGUUCCUCUAGUCAUAGGAAAGUGCAAGAAACCACGCUGUUUUAAAAACAUAACACCAGAAUCUCUACCAGUAACAUACACCAACAACAAGAAAGCAUGGAUGAACACCGGAUUGUUUGAGUGGUGGCUGCAGAGAUUUAACCGCAAGAUGAGACGACAAGGAAGAAAAGUGUUACUGUAUGAACGUAAUUCUAUCAGAAUUGACAUCAAGUGUGAGCGAUGUAUGUUGAUAAAACACGGACCGGACCAGAACGCUUGA
Gigantopelta aegis is the source of this 909-nucleotide messenger RNA. RefSeq names its product tigger transposable element-derived protein 4-like. NCBI's taxonomy places the organism in Eukaryota, Metazoa, Mollusca, Gastropoda, Neomphalida, Peltospiridae. The record is from RefSeq and is a predicted model, not a curated record. Gene Ontology annotation, molecular function: DNA binding. Bases 1 to 909 code for a protein of 302 amino acids. Gene Ontology annotation, cellular component: nucleus. The transcript has 2 exons.